AUGGAACCCGCCAGCGGGGACCCUGCCGUGCCCUCCGCCGACUCCCGCGAUGCAAGUGACGCCGCCGCUGCCCCUUCCGCCGGCCCAUUGGCGGACAGCGUGCCUGCCGCUCCGCAAGCGGGAAAUGCGGAGUUAGUGGAAGAAUCGGGCGUGGGGACGGCGGUCGCGGUGGCACAAGAGGAUGCAGCAGUAGGUUCCGCAGCAGCUAAUCCGGCAGCAGCUGGCGCGCACGAGGUUCCGCAGUCCGCGGGGAGCGCGGAAGCGGUAGUGGCGCAAGUGGUGGUACCGGUGAAUGGGGGAAACGGCGUCGAUGCCGGCGGGCAAGUCGCAGGGGAUCCGUCGCGAGAAGCGGAGGAUCGCAGCAGGGGGGAAGGGCGCAUGGAUGAGGAGGGGGAGGACGCUGGCGGGAAGCGGAAGAGUGAGGUGAUUCCCGCGGACGAGAGUGGCGGGAAAGCGGAAGCGCAGUCUUUGCUGGCGGGAACGGGCGGGGAAGCUGAGGCGGAAGGGGCAGAAGGCGUGGGAGUUGGCACGGGCGAAGACACAGGGGACCUGACGAGGGAAGGCGCGGAGAAUGUCGAGGCGAAGGAGGUUGUUGGGGAGGGGGAGAAACCGGAGGGAGUUACGGAGGUGAUAUCGGUGGAGAGCAGCGAGGGGAAGAAAGGCGUGGUGAUUUCGCUUGAGAGCAGUGAGGAGGAGGCGGGGCAGGGAGGGUGCGAGGAGGGAGAAACGGGAGCGCGGGUGGAGGGCGACAGCGGGCGUGGUGGCAGUGCUGUGCGCGAUGGCGGGGCAGGGGGCACGGACAUGGCGGAAGGAAAAGGGGCAGAGGAAGGUCAGGGUGAAGAGAAGGAGGAAGGGAAGGAUGGGAAGGAGGGGGAGGAAGCGAAGAAUGAGAAAGGAGGAGAGGCGAGCAAUGAUGUGCCGGAGACUGCAGGUGGUGCAGGAGGGGACGAUGCUGCAGGGGAAGCAGGCGUGCGGGCGAUAAGGGAAGGAGAGACAGAGUUGGAUGAAGAAAAAGGGGUGGGGGACGCUGUUGAAGCGGCUGGAGCGGAUGAGGGGGGCCCAGGGGGGGCCGAGGGCGGAGAGAGGGUCGAAGGGGAGAGUAAGGAGGCAAACGAGGGGCGGGCAGGCGACAGCUGUGUUGGCAUGACGCCCGCGGAGGGGGGAGCGCAGGGGGAGGUGGGCGAGGAGGCGGCAGCGGUGGGGGUUCGGGUGGAGGGGGAAGCAGUGCAGGGGGGUGAAGGAGCGGAGGGGAAGGGGCCUGAUGGGGCUGUGGGAGGGGCGGGGGCGGGAGCAGAGGCGGGGGCGGGGGCGGGGGCGGAGGGGAGGGCGGAGGCAGAGGGCGGGGAAAUGGUGAGUGCAGGGGAUAGGGUGGGUGGGGUGAGUGAGGAGGGAGUGGGUGCAGGGGGGCAUGCGGCGAGAGCGGGGCUGCAAGCGGCUGGUGGGGGGCCAGAGGGGGAGGGAGGCGAUGGGAAGGAUGGCGGUGCGGACAAAGAGUGUGGUGAGGGGGCGGUGCAGGGGGGUGAGGGUGGUGGGACGGAUGGGGAGGGAGAGGGGAAAACGGAGGGGGGUGCAGUGGAGGGGAAGGGCGAGGUGGGCUUGGCAGAGGGUGGUGGGGCGGAGGAGGGCGGUGAUAAGGGUGGUAAUGAGGGGAGUGGUGCAGGCGUGGCAGGGGGGAGCGAGGAGGAGAAGCAGACGGGAGGUGCAGAGAGGGAGGUCAGUUUGGACGCGGGGACGAUGGAGGGCGAGGGGAAGGGGCAGGGAAGCGCGUGUGACGAGAGGAAAGAGGUGGCGGGGCCUGAGAAGGAAAGGGGCGAGGAGAAGGAAGGGGUUGACAAGGAGAUGGGGAAGGCGGACGACGGAGCCGCAGAUGCUGUGGGGAAGGAGGGUGGUGACGGGGGUGAGGCGAGUGGAGUAGCAGGCGUGGAGCAGGGAGCGAGUGAGGGUGCAGGGGCAGAGCAGGGAGAGAAGGUUGAGGGAGGCGAGGCAAAGAGCAUGGCGAGCGGGCAGGCAGGCGAGGAGGGCGCAGGGGCAUGUGAGGCAGGCACCGAGGGUGCAAGGCAGGGCGAGACGGGUGAGGAGGGCGGGGGCGAGGAGGAGCGUGGCGUGGUAGCAGAUGGUGCCACAGGCGAGGGUGGUGGCAGUGGUGGCGAGACGAACAAGGGAGGUGAGGAGAGUAAGGGGGGUGAGGAGAGAAAAGGGGGUGAGGAGGGAAAAGAGGGUGAGGAGGGAAAAGGAGGUGAGGAGGGAAAAGGAGGUGAGGAGGGAAAAGGAGGUGAGGAGGGAAAAGAGGGUGAGGAGGGAAAAGGAGGUGAAGAGGGAAAACGGGGUGAGGAAGGCAAGGGGGUUGAGGAGGGAAAGGGGAGUGAGGAGGGCAAGGGGGAAGGCGAGGGCAAGGGGGAAGGAGAGGGCAAGGGGGAAGGGGAGGGCAAGGGGGAAGGGGAGGGCAAGGGGGAAGGGGAGGGCAAGGGGAAAGAGGAGGGUAGAGGGCAAGAAGAGGGCAAGAGGGAAGAGGAGGGCAAGGGGGAGGAAGAGCAGGCGAAGGUGGCGGCGGGAGGGGAGGCGGUGGGAGUGCAGGGGCAGAGCACGGAUGCUGGGGCGCGUGAGGCGCACGUUGGGGAGGGCAGUGGUGUGCGUGAGGCCGCAGGGGAUAGCGCGCACGGGGGAGGGGGUGAGGAGGGCACGCGUGUGAAGGAGGGUGGUGAUGCGGAUGGCGUGGGUGAGGAGAGGAGUCAGGAGCAGGGAGCGGGGAAGGUCUCUGGUGUGGUGCUGCUUGGGCAAACAGACACACAGUUGCAGGUGGAGGAGGGGAAGACAGCAGUAGAGGCGGCAGUGGAGAUGCAUGGUGGGGGUGCGGUGGAGCAGGCAGGUGCGGUGCAUGAGGUGAGUGCCCCACUGGCCGUGGCAUCUCCAGACGAGGCAGCAACUCAGGGAGAUGGGCAAGUAAGGCAGCAGAGCGCAAUGCAUGAGGCUGGAGCGAAGCAGGUGCAGGAGGGUGGGGUGCAGGUGCAGGCGGAGAAAGGAGGGGCGGAGCAGGUGGCAGCAGCUGAGAAGCAAGCAGAUGGGCAACAACAGCAGCAGACACAGGCUGCACAGCCACAAGAAGAGAAGGAACAGCAAGCGUUGCAGCAGCAGUCACAAGGGCAACCAUUGCAGCCACAGGAAAAGCAGCAAGAGGAUAAGAAGCAGGAACCUUUGGAGCAACAAGAAAAGCAGCAAGAGGAGAAAGAACAGCCAUCGUUGCAGAAACAGGAAGAACAGCAGCAAGAGGAGGAGCCGAAAGAGCGAAAAGAAGAGGAGGAUGCAGGGGUGUGUGGUGUUGCACAGAUGGAUGGGGUGGAAGGGGCAGACGCACCUGAGGGGCGUGCAGGGACGGAUGGGCACGACACCCAAGUGAGUGCAGAGAAGGACGAGCAGACAGCGAUGGUGGAGACAGGGAACGACGAUCGGGGAAAAGAAAAGGAGGAGGAGAAGGAGAAGAAGGCUGAGGUGAAGGAGGAGAAGGAGAAAGAGGAGGUGAAGGAGGAGGAGAAGGAGAAAGAGGAGGUGAAGGAGGAGGAGAAGGAGAAAGAGGAGGUGAAGGAGAAGGAGAAGGACGAGAAAGGGGAGAAAGAUGAGAAGGAGGAGGAGGAGAAGGAGGACAAGGAGGAAAAGGAGGAGAAGGAGGACAAGGAGGAAAAGGAGAAGGAGGAGGCGAAAGAGGAGCAGCAGGAGGGGGAGAAGGAGGAGGAAGAGCAGGCGGGGUCGGAGGCGGAUGCAGUGGUGGUGGAGAUAGCUCUCAGUGUGCCCGCGCUGCUGGCUGCCCAUGCACGCACUCGCCGGGCCUCAGCACACACGGGAGGUGGUGCUGUGCUGCAAUGGGGGGACAACGUGCAACGCUCCACCUUCACAUGGUACAGCCACGCCCACACCUCCAUGCACACUGCUCCCUCCCACCCUCCUUCCCGUUCCCCAAUGCUGCUCGCUCACAACUUGCCACCAUGCAUCCGUGCCUUGCACUUCACCCAUCUCCCACUUCUCUCGCUCCCCAUGGCAUGGUGUCCCAAGUCCAACCUCAUUGCCUUCCCAACAGCGCCUGCACAGCCCAACAUCAAAGCCCCACCAGGAGCGCCACCUGUGUUUGUGCCGGUGGCCUUGCUGGACCCAGACCGCCCGCUGCACCACUGCAUGCUCAAGCUCCCCGCAGACAUGCCGGGGCGUGAGGUGACAGCAGUGGCGUGGUCGCCCCCCUCGUGCGACCGUGCACUCGCUGUGCUCUCUGCACCCUCGCAUGUGUCCGUGUGGGCGCAGCCUUGCACGGGAGCGGCGAACGUGGCACGGUGUGUGAACCGGUGGGAGGCGCAGGCGCACUGGCACCUGGACGCGCCCGUCGCUGCCAUGCAAUGGCUCUCCGCCCCGCCUCUCUACACGUGGCCGCCGCUGCAGGCGCCAGCAUCAGUGCAGCCGGGGUCCGCACUGGCCGCGCUGCUCUCUGCCGUGCAUGGCGCUCGUGCUGCAGCCCAACACGCUGCUGCUGCUCUGGCGCUCCACCUCGCACCUCCCGCCUUCCUCCUCCUCCUCGCCACCCACCCACAGCGCACAGACACCACAGACACCCCACCCAGGACUCCCUUCCUCUUCCUCGCUCCCCUCUUCCGCCCCGUCCCCCUCCCCUCCCCCCGCCUCCCCCCAGCCCCUCUGGCUCUCCUCCCCCCCCGCCUCUCUCCCCCUGCCCCCUGGUGCAUUUUCUCCCCCUCGCCCUUCUCGUCCCCAGCCCUAAACCCCAUCGCUGCAGCUUUGCUGCUCAGGGGGGCGCAGGCGGGGGGAUUGGGGGGGAAAGGGAUGGGGGAUGGGGGGAGGGACGGGGGAGGGGUGUGGCUGGAGGGCAGGUUGGUGGCGGAACUGGGACUUGGGGGGGAGGGGGGAAUGGCAGUUGGGGAGAGUGGUGGAGGAGGGGAGGAGAGUGGGAGAGAGAGGAGGGAGGUGUUGGCAGUGGUGGUGGAUAGCAAUGGGGGAGGUGGGAAGGAGGAAGGGGACUGUGUGGCAACGGUGAUUGUGGCAGUGGCCGUUGCCAAGCAAGUCCACGGCUCCUCACUGCAUGCGCCACCAGCAGCCGCGUCAGCACCGCCUCUCUCGCACGCCGCUCCUCUGUCAGCGCCCACCAGCACUGCUCCCUCCGCGCUCUGCACGCUCUCUCUCACCGUGCAGCGCUGGCACCUGCGCCAGCAGUCAGCGCCUCCCCCAGUGCACCCUAUCUUCGACGCCCUAGCAGCCGCCCACGCCACACCUGCACCGCACUCCGCCCUCCCCUGCCCCCCCACCUUCACCUGGCACCUCGCCUCCUCCUCCCCUGACCUUGCUCUCCUGCCCUCUGCCCUUCACCGCCCUGCCAGAGGCACUCCUUGCACUGCACCCACAGGGAGCACUGCUGCUGCCGCCCCCGCACCGUCAUCAUCAGCAUCACCAAUCGCUGCUGCGCUGCCUGCGGCCUUGCCUGCGGCCUCACCUGCCCUUGUUCCAGCCCCCACGCCCUCGCACGCUAUGCCUGCCAUUGCCCUCCAGCUCUCUCCCACAGGCGCUGAGCUCGCAGUGAGCUGGCACAGCGCGUUCACACCUCGGCUGCAGCAGCAGGUGGAUGGCACCAGUGCAGCGGUUGACGGGGCUCCAUGUGACGUGACUGCUGCAUCCCAUGACGUCCAUACACCCGCUGCUGUCACUGGUGCCACUGGCCAUGCACGCAUCACUGCCUCGCCUAACGACCCUCUUUCACCUCCCACCUGGCCCUCGGCGUUCCCCCCCUCCAUGCCCUCUUCCUCGCACGUGCCCUGCUCCGCCAUCAUUCUCCUCGCCAACCCCUCCCUCCACCUGCUCUCCGUUGUGCACCCCCCACCGCAUUCCCCCCUCCCGCUCUCCACGCCGCCCCCGCUCGCCUUCUCCCCCUCGGCGUGCUGCAUCGCCACUGCUUGGACCACCCCCAUGCAGCAGCAGCAGGUUUCCGUGCGCAUAUCCCAGGUGCCCCACGUGCCCCUUGCGCCCGCUGCUGCCCCCCCUGCCACUGACACUCGUGCGCCCUCACGGCCUGUGACACCUGCUGCUGUGGGGAUGGAGGCCAGUCGCGCGGAUGGCAUGGGGGAGAAUGGGGCAGCGGACGGACAAGUGGGAGGGGAGGGUGUGGCGAAGGAGAGGAAGGCAGGGAGGGAGGGGCGAGAGGGGGUUGCAUCAUGGGAGCGACAUGUGGCUGACAGAGUGCAGUGGGCGUGGGUGAGUGGCGUGUCGUGGUGGGAUGCUGCCGCCUCUGCCACUGCAGGCGCACCGCAAUCGCCAGUGCGCAGCACGUCGCUGCUGGCCCAUCUGGACGCGGACUUCCAUGCGCUGCCCGAUGCCUCGCUGCGCCUGCACUACUUCACUGAGCUGGACCGUCUCAAGUGCCGCGUGUUGGAGGGCGUGGGGGGAGCGGACGUGCGCGCAGUGAUGCUGGACGUGCAGGCGCGCGUGCUGCUGGAGGUGCUGGGGGGCGCCAUAGAGUCGGCGCUCGUGAACCCCGCCACGCUCAUCCCCUCGCCCUGGACCGCCUCCGCUGAGACCUUCUCCCAGCUCGGCAACGAUGCCAUGUCCGUCGACCCUGCGCUCAUCCCCACCAUCCAUGCGUACGUGGAUUCGGUGUUGGACCUGGUAUCGCACUUCCUCACGCGCCUGCGCCGCUACUUCUCAUUCUUCAAGACCCUCACCGCCCACGCACACGCCUCCGCCUCCUCUGUCCCCACCCCCCCGCCCGCUGCUGCGCCACCAGCCGCCGCACCUGCCACAGCAGCCACUGCAGCUACUGCUUCUGGAUCCGCUGCUGCCGCUGCCAGUGCUGGUAGUGCCGGCGCAGCAACAUCUGCAUCAGCAGGAGCAUCAGCGGGCGCCCCAGCAGCAGGUGCUGUACACCCCCCUGCAGCAGCGCCUCACCUGCCGUCGGCGUCCCCUUCGGCCUUCUCGGGGCUGCCAGCAGUGCGGUUGCUAGCGGACCCACAUUUCCUGCACCGCCUGUGCCAGCUCAUGUUCUUCUGCCUUGUCUUCCGCCGCCGCAGCCCGCCCCCCUUCGCCUCUAAGGCCGGCGCCGCUGCCGGCGCUGCCGGAGGGAUGGGCGUGGGGGUGGGAGGGGGCGCGGAGGGCGCAGGGGGGGGCAUGCGGGCAGGGCUGGGGCGGUCGAUGGAGGACCGGCACGUGCGGCUGGGGCAUGGCAAUGGCGGGCUCGGGUACACCCCGGAGGAGGUGAGCAGGGAGGGAGGAAGGGGAGAGUCAGAGCAACAGGUGAAGGCACUGUUUGUGGUGUGCUCGGAGCUCUGCAAGAAGACAGCACCACUGCCCGCCACCAUGCCGCCCACCCACGUGCCCGCUGCUCCCACACCUGGCACAGCUGCAGCCACAGCAGGCAGCAGCGGUGGGGUGGCGGCGGGAGGCAGUGGAGGGGGGGGAGGCAGCAGUGGGAGUGGCAUGGUGGCGCGGCUGCACUACCCACAGGGCUCUAUCUCCGUGCCUCCUGAGGCCAUAGAGGCCUGGCUCUCUCCGCAGAUGCAGGUGCACGUCCUCCCUCCUCCUCCCAUGCUCUCCUGCUCUUGCAUGCUCUCUCUCACACUGCCCUCGCCUCCGGGCCUUCUCCCCCCCCACACGCCAAUCCUUUCGUUGCCGCGGCCGCGGGGAGCGGAUGCAGCGGCGCUGCUGAUGCGCGAGCUGGAGCUGCAUGCGCCCGCCGAGGACACCCUCCCCCGCCCCUCCCUGCCGCCCCCCUGGGCCUCCGUGCCGCCCUGCACUCAGCUGGCGGGCGGCGAGAGCGACUGGGAGGCGUCGCUGCUGGCAGGCGGGGCGGGGGCAGGGCGAGUGGGAGUGUGGCCGCGGAAGCGGCGGGCAGCGGAGAGGGAUGCGGCGGUGGGGCUGGCGUGCAGUGCGGGGCUGGGGGGCUUCCUGGGGCUGCAGGGCGGGCGCAGGGACGUGGUGGCCAGCACAUGGCGCUGGGGCGGUACUGCACAAUGGUACAAGUGUGUGCGGUGUGGGCGGCAGACAACCACCAUGGCAGUGCCUCAGUCCGUGCAGGCACAGGCAGGCACAACAGGGGCGGGGAGCAAUGGUGCUGGGGAGGGGGGCGGGGCAGCAGGAAUAGGCAGUGCAGGCAGCAGCCUGGCUUCUGAGUGGUGGCCUGCACGCUGGUCGCAGGGCUGCCCUGUGUGCGGUGGUAUGUGGACCUGCCUUGCUUGA
Closterium sp. Naga37s-1 is the source of this 8214-nucleotide messenger RNA. The record is from the annotation of a GenBank genome assembly. NCBI's taxonomy places the organism in Eukaryota, Viridiplantae, Streptophyta, Zygnematophyceae, Desmidiales, Closteriaceae.